Molecule: messenger RNA, 3399 nt
Organism: Sceloporus undulatus (fence lizard)
Lineage: Eukaryota; Metazoa; Chordata; Lepidosauria; Squamata; Phrynosomatidae
Gene: LRFN2
Product: leucine rich repeat and fibronectin type III domain containing 2
Cellular component (GO): postsynaptic density membrane; cell surface
Molecular function (GO): protein binding
Source: RefSeq, a predicted model, not a curated record
GGAAGCUUUGAGAAGUGGCCCAAGCAAUUGUUGUAAUCACAACAAUUAAGUCUCAUUUUUGCACAAGACAGAUUUAAGGUUCCGUUGUGUGAUUUACCAUGGAAAAAUUGUUCUGUAGCAUCCUGGUGUUUGGAGUGGCUGUUGUGGUCAACGCUUGUCCAAAAUACUGUGUCUGUCAAAACCUUUCUGAGUCACUGGGAACUCUUUGCCCAUCCAAGGGACUCCUUUUUGUACCACCAGACAUUGACAGAAGGACUGUUGAACUUCGGCUUGGAGGAAACUUCAUUAUUAACAUCAGUAGGCAAGACUUUGCAAACAUGACUGGACUUGUUGACCUCACAUUGUCUAGGAAUACUAUCAGCUACAUACAGCCCUAUUCUUUUGCUGACUUGGAAAGCCUACGCUCUUUGCACUUGGAUAGUAACAGACUGCCUGAUAUUGGGGAGGACAUUUUGAGGGGUCUAAUUAAUCUUCAGCAUUUGAUUCUAAACAACAACCAGUUGGAAUAUAUUUCAGAUGAAGCCUUUGAAGACUUCUUGCUCACCUUAGAAGAUCUGGAUCUUUCUUACAAUAACCUCAGAAGUAUUCCUUGGGAAUCUAUAAGAAAGAUGGUAAACUUGCACCAGAUCAGUUUGGAUCAUAAUUUGAUAGAUUAUAUUACAGAGGGGACCUUUGCAGAUCUUCAGAAAUUGGCCAGGUUGGAUCUAACAUCCAACAGACUUCAGAAGCUUCCUCCUGAUCCCAUAUUUGCCAGGUCCCAAAUAUCUCCAUUAACCUCAACUCCAUUUUCUUCACCUUUAUCUCUGAGCUUUGGAGGAAACCCUUUACACUGUAACUGUGAGCUGCUUUGGCUUCGGCGUCUUGACAGAGAUGAUGAUAUGGAAACAUGUGCUUCUCCUCCAGGUCUAAAAGGGAGGUACUUUUGGUAUGUCCGGGAAGAGGAGUUUAUUUGUGAGCCCCCUCUAAUUACUCAGCAUACACAUAAGCUGUUGGUUUUAGAAGGACAAACAGCCACUUUAAAGUGCAAAGCCAUUGGAGAUCCAUCUCCUGUUAUUCACUGGGUGGCACCAGAUGACCGACUGAUUGGGAAUUCCUCACGGACAGCUGUUUAUGACAAUGGCACCUUAGAAAUCCUGAUUACAACUUCCAAGGAUUAUGGGAAAUUCACAUGUAUAGCAGCUAACGCUGCAGGAGAGUCCACUGCAACAAUUGAGUUGUCCAUUGUCCAGCUUCCACAUCUCAGCAACGGUACAGGCCGAGCUGCUCCACCUAAAUCAAGACUGUCUGACAUCACCAGCUCCAGCAAAACAAAUAGAGGAGAAACCAAGGGGCCACCAGAAAGGGCAGUUUUGGUCUCUGAGGUGACAACUACCUCAGCAUUGGUCAAAUGGACGGUGAGCAAAUCGGCACCAAGAGUUAAAAUGUACCAGUUACAGUAUAACUGCUCGGAUGAUGAAGUUCUAAUUUAUAGGAUGAUUCCUGCGACGAAUAAGGCUUUUGUGGUGAACAACCUGGUUUCUGGAACAGGCUACGACCUUUGCGUUCUGGCCAUGUGGGAUGACACUGCCACAACACUCACUGCUACCAACAUUGUGGGCUGUGCCCAGUUCUACACCAAAGAGGACUAUCCCCAGUGUCACUCCAUGCACAGCCAGUUCCUGGGGGGGACGAUGAUUCUGAUCAUUGGAGGCAUCAUCGUGGCAACUCUGUUGGUAUUCAUUGUCAUACUUAUGGUCCGGUACAAGGUUUGCAACAAUGCCCCAGGGAAGAUGGCCAACGUUAGCAAUGUCUAUUCACAAACCAAUGGUUCCCAGCCUGUCCAGAAUGGAGUCCUUCCACAAGUCAACCCCAAAGUGGUUGUAAGGAAUGAGCUCAUGGAGUUUAACUGUGAGUCAGCACACAGCAGCAUUUCCUCUUCCUCAAGCUCUGUGAAUAGUCGUGACUGUGAUGGCUACAGCCUCCAAAGCGAGCAGGGCACAUUGUCCAGUAAGUGGAGGCCUCCAUCAAGGUCAAAGCAUAACAACAUUGACCGGCUCAUGGGAGCUUUUGCUUCACUGGAACUGAAAUGUCAGAAAAAAGAGGAAGCAAUAGACUCCAGAACUUCAACAGUGGCCCGUCACUCAGAUAAGGAGCCACUCCUGGGCCAGCAGGAAUCCAAAUUCCGUAGCCUCCUUAUGUUACCUUUGGAGGGUAAAACUAAACGUAGCCAUUCUUUUGACAUGGGAGACUUUUCCACCUCACAAUGUUGCAACUACCCAAAAAAGAUCACAAACAUUUGGACAAAACGUAGUCUGUCAGUGAAUGGCAUGCUUUUGCAAUAUGAUGACAGUGACCUAACAGGAGCAAAGGGGACUUAUGGGAGCUCAGAGUGGGUCAUGGAAAGUACAGUGUAAAUAAGAGUUCCCUCCAUUCCAUUCUUAGUUCCUCCAAGCAUAACAAGGUCCAUGAUUGUUAAAAUAAAAUAAAAAGGCCAUAAAUAUAAUGAAAGAACAAAAACACAGAGAGAGUGACACACAUACAUGGAGCUGUACAUUGGUCAGUAAAUAUAAAAAAAAGGAAAAAAAAACAAGUUGGAGUGAGAGAUAUUAUGAAAUGUUGAAAGAGGAGUGUGUUUGUGUGCAGAGAGAGAGAGAGAAUGGAGCUGAUGUGAUAUCUCUAAAAUAUUUGUUCUGUGUGGGUAAAUGUCUCAAGGAGGUCACUGGCAGUAUUCAGUGCUUUCCUGGUUUCCUGGUGAACUAUUGAACAAGAGUAAAUGAUGAUUAAUACAGGUGAAGCAACACAUAUGAAAUCAAAGGGGCAUUCCCUCCUUCAUUUUUCUCAUUGUCUAAGAAGAACAUGCCCGUGAAUAUAAGGCUGAAAGGAAAAUAGCCACAGCUGCCACUGAUUAAAGAGAACAUCUGGAGAAAUAGAACAUGUGUACACAAAACCAACUUUGCAGUAUAAUCUCCGAAUGGUGACAGGAACAUGUGGAGAUUUAUUUGCCAUUCUUUGGUUAAGGCUUUUUAUCCCCUCUCUUGCUUGAGAAUUAAAAAAAAAGGAAUUUGAUGUUUAUUUUGACUCUAAGUUUGUCCUUCCUUAACAUAUCUCCCCACAUUUAAAAAAAAUUUUUUUUGGCAGUACUGGGAUUCUUUAAAAAUUCUAGAGACCUGAUGGACUACACUUUUCUUUCUCCCCCCGUCUCUUCCACCUCCUCUUUUUUAUGCUAUAAAGAGGAAUAUGUGAAAAAAAUACUGUUCACUUUUUCCUUCUCCACACUCAACCCAUUUCAUGCAUGGCCCCUUGUUUGCCAGUGUACAAACAAGAUUGUUAGAGGUUAAGGCUAAACAGUUUACCCUUAAAAGAGUUUGGUCUCAGAGAUGUGAAUGGCUGAGAGUAACUGAGUUUACAUCUUCUAAAGGA